This is a messenger RNA of Leptidea sinapis, 4443 nucleotides long. It is a transcript of the gene rempA, whose product is annotated as intraflagellar transport protein 140 homolog. Gene Ontology annotation, molecular function: protein binding. The coding region runs from base 202 to 4287 and encodes 1361 amino acids. The transcript is spliced from 11 exons. Gene Ontology annotation, biological process: intraciliary retrograde transport. Gene Ontology annotation, cellular component: intraciliary transport particle A; axoneme; ciliary basal body. NCBI's taxonomy places the organism in Eukaryota, Metazoa, Arthropoda, Insecta, Lepidoptera, Pieridae. The record is from RefSeq and is a predicted model, not a curated record.
CAAGUGUUGAAGUGACAGUUCGGGAAUUUUUAAACUCAAAAAUCAAUAUUUAUUUACCUCUUGUUAGAAAAAUAAAUAAAGUAAAUUAAUGAAGAUACCUUAUUCAAAAAUAGAAUUUACAAUCGCCAAACCCGAUAAUUCUGAAUAAUCGACAUAAUUAUGGAAUAAUAGGUAUUCUAAGUAAAACAAAAAUAGCAUAAAAUGACUUUGUUUAUAGAUACUGUGUUAGAUUUUAAUUACUCUAGUGUUGUUUCGACUAUCGGUUCGUGGCAUCCAACUUUACCAUUGCUGGCGAUUGGAUCAUACAACCAAGAGAAAGGAGGUUUUGUCACAAUCUUUCAAGAAAACGGCCAAGCAUUGGAUGGCUGUGACUGGCCUGUCCUCCUAUCUAACCAAGUGACAGCUUUGGCAUGGCAUCCACUGAGAAAAUUACUUGUUGUUGGUUGGGAUGGAGGCGAACUCUAUAUAUGGCUGGAAUAUUCUUGGGCACGCUUAGAAGCACCUCAUAAUUCUGCUAUAAUAACUAUCACAUUUAGCCCUGGAGGUGGAAGGCUAAUUGCCUCUGAUGCAACUGGUUCUCUGUCUGGUUGGCAGGCCAGUUCGGGUGCACCAUUGACAGCAUUCCACCAUCAGCUUGGUGAUGUUAUUACUCAUGUGAAAUUUUGUGCUCCACUUUCAACAUCUGAAUCGUCCAUUAGAAAACUUGCCCAUGCAGCUGUUGCAGGGGAUGAAAAUGCUUUGGAUGUGCUAGCAGCUUGGAGACCUCGAACAACAGCUAGAAUCAAGGAAGGCUAUCACCCAGAUAAUCACGCUUGCUUUGCUGUGCAAGAUAAUGGUAUAAUUUUAUAUAUAGACCAUUCUGGCUCAUGUUCAGAAGUAUUAAAUGCCCCAGGUGUAAUAGUCUUUAUUGGUAUUAUAAGUAACUCAUAUUUACUUGUCGCGUGGGAAAUAGGUGGUGCAAUAAGUUUAUCUAGAUUCAUAAUAACAGAUAAGGGCUCACUGACCACAGAUACUCAUGUUCGAAUGUCAUCAAAGAAUAGUGAGAGUAUUGUUUUGGCUGGACAGUAUUCAGUAGCGGUAAUCACCAAUGACAAAGUUGUGAGAGUGUGGGACAGUGAAACCGGCGACAAUGAUGUAUUACCCAAUGAUAGUGACGACCCUUCAUCGGGUGAAUCAUUUACAAGCUUAAGCUACUGUAACUUGAGUGACACCCUAUGUUGUGGGACAUCUGUUGGAAACAUAUACCUGUGGAGGCGUGAUUAUAAGAGUAAUUGGAAGUUAUUGAGUAGAACAUCAGUUAAAGGUACUGUUAAAGAAGUAUCAUGGGGUUCGGAAGGCUUAAUGAAUCCUCUUUUGUAUGUUAAUUGCAUAACCAAAGCUUUCAUACUGAGAGAACAACAUGUUUGCUGGGGCUAUUCAUCAAGAAUGAGUAUGGUUCAGAAAUCUGCCCAUGAAAUAGAAAUUGUUAGUAAGAAUAGUAUUACAUCCCAGAUAAUUUCUUCUGUCACAGUCAAAUAUUUUGCAUUUAAGGAUAAUUGUGUUGCCUUAAGUGAUGGAAACGAAGUACAAAUAUGGACAUGUGGAAAAGAUGAAGACAAUAUACUAUUUACACAUGUUCGUUCAUUUACAUGGAACACAAGUGCUUUGCUUAUGUACAAUGAAGUUCUAGUGGGCCUUAUUGCUCCACAUGUAGAAUGCUACUCUAUUUUAGGAAAUAAAUUAGGCAUGUUACCUAGCCUUGAAGGUGAAGGUGAACCAAUAGCCAUCACAAAUACAAAUAAAUUUAUUGCUAUAGCAACUAUUGCUGGCAUUCUUAAGGUGGCAGAAAUAACUAAAAAGGGUCUUAGGAUGUCUUACCCGGCUAAAAAUUGUUUUGAAAUGAUUGAAGACUUUGGUGAAAUCAUGAGAGUUUCAAUAAGUUCAGGUGGCAAUUUUGUAUGUCUGAGCAUAGCAAAUGCUGGUUUAUCACCUGACCCCAAGAUAUAUUUGUGGGAUGUUGCAAAUGAUAAAGUAUCAAAUAUUUUACUAACUGAUAGCAAAGCUCUAGAAUAUCAGAGCAUACCAAUUUCUAUACUGUGGGAUACCUUUGAUCCACGAUUAGUGGCUGUUCAUAUGCGCUGUGCUGAUUUUGAUAAGGUUCAUUUGUUUUUCUGCCAUGAAGGAGAAUUGUAUGAGUACAAAAAUUGGUGUAUGUCUCCAGAGAGCCAUUUCCAAUCUGAAUUUAUUUUAUGUUCUAUGUCUACUCCACAUGUAGUAAUCCUGUCUCAUCAAAACAUGACAAAAAUACUUUUUGACGUAUUUGAAGAUUCAGAAGAAUAUGAAAGUAAUAAGGUGAAGCAAGCCUUGAAUUUUAUUUUUUAUAUGACAAUCGGACAAUUAGAGAAGGCAGUUGUAAUGGGAUCAAAUAUCACAGGAAUUAAAAGCUCUGUAAUAUGGACUAGCUUAGCUAAAGAAUGCGUCAUGCAUAAAAGAACUGAUGUUGGAGCUAUGUGUUUGAGUAAAAUGGAAAAUAUCAAGGGGGCAUUAAUGAUGCGUAAAGCUAUAAAUGACGAGAACUUAGACGAAACAUCAAGAAUAGGUAUACUCGCUGUGAAUUUAGGCAUGUAUGAUGAAGCUCAACAGCUAUUUCAAGAAUCUCACAGACCAGACUUAGUUACUCGACUGGUCUCCGCUAAAGUAUCUGGCUUGAAUGAAAUAAUUGAAGCCGACGGUUCCGGCGAAAAUGUGUUGCUUGUAAAGAGUGCACAACACCGUCUUGCGAAAAUUUUGUGGAUGAAUGGUGACACCGCUGCAGCUUUGAAACUAUUUGAACAAUCCGGGACCCUGGUUCCUUAUGUUCCCAGGAUGUUAAUUGCUCAAGGCCAGGCUUCGUUCCUGGCGCAAUAUGUUUCAUCAUCUCAUAAUAUUGAUUUGAUAAUGUGGUGGGGGCAUUAUUUGGAAAGCAUCGGGGACCUCGAUGGAGCUUUGGAUGCAUAUGCGCGCGCGAAUGAUUUCGGCGAGCAAACGAGAUUAUUGUGUCACAUGGAUCGACUAGAUGAGGCAGAAAAGAUAUGUCAUAAGAAUUCUUCAUCCUUGUAUCAAAUGGCUCGCCAUUUAGAAGUUAACAGCAAUGAAACCGGCAAAGUAGUGAAGAUGUAUAUAAAGUGUGGUGCGAUCACUUCAGCUAUCCGCGUGGCAGCGGAGUCAUGUUCCUGGAACCUGGUGUGGAGAGCUGGGUCCGCUUCAUCCAAACACGCAGUUCACGCCGCUGCCAUCCUAGAGAAUGCCGAAGAAAAUGAGAAAGCGAUCGCACUUUAUCAGAAAGCUGGGAAACCCCACAUGGCGCUGAAACUAGCGAUGAAGUGCGGAGACACGAACGCAAUAGUGGCGGCCGUGGAGUGUCUGGGAGACCGCGUGGAGCCCGGGCUGGCGGUCGCACUGGCCACUCGUCUCCGGAGCGUCAAUCACCACUCACAAGCUGCAGCCCUGCUCGCCUCCGCGGGGAAGUACGAGGAAGCGAUAAACAUAGUGGAAGAGUCGUCAGAACUUCUAUCAGAGGAGUUGAGUGAGCGACUAGCAGCGCCAGCCGGCACUUCCGGACGGGAGGCGCUACUGCGGAGGUUGGCAGACGUGUUGGGCGCCCGGGGACUCUACCACCAGGCCGCUAAGAGGCUUGCAAAUGUCGGCGAUAAGGCAGGUGCUAUGCGGUGGUUGAUACGGGCUGGUGACGCGGAGAGGAUCGCGACAUUCGCCGCCGCCAGCCGGGACCGCACCGCGCAGCUGAUGGCGGCAGACUACCUUCGCCGCAGGGCUCCGUGGCGGACGAGGCCCGACCUCACUCGCCACAUCCUACACUUCUACAGCAGGGCGAAGGCUUUCGGGAAGCUUGCCUCCUUCUACGCCGAGUGCGCGAAAAUGGAAAUUGAUGAUUAUGAGAAUUACGAAAAAGGAUUAGAAGCCCUGAAAGAAGCUAUGCGCUGUAUAAGCAAGUCAGCCGAUCCGGAAAUGAGUGCGCAAACAAUGGCGCUCCAAGAGCAGAGCACUCUGGUUAAACGUUUUAUGGAAGUUAGAAAGUCCUUGGAAAUGGGCGAACUUGAUGUCGGUGUUAAUUCUGGCCAACAAUUGAUUCGAGCUGUGAGUGGGCGACCAGGACUAAUAUCGCAAGAGAAAGUAUUGAAGCUGCUUAUAUUGCUUGCUCCAAAUCAUCCAGAUGUUGAACGCUUAGAACAACAACUAAAAACAUUACAAAUUCAGGAAGAUAAACAUUCUCCAGAACCUACAGACCAAACAGUUGAGGAGGACAUCUGAUUGAAUCUCAUGUUGUUUUUAUGGGACCAUUACGAAUAAAAUAAAGAUCAAAUAUAGUUAUUAAAUAAAUAUUUCUAGAGUGAAGAUUAUUUAAAUACAAUUCAAGGUUAAAUAUAGUUUAUUUUUAUGUAGACAAUAAAUAAAUAUUAAUUCAUU